AUCGAACAAGAAAACCCAUAAGGGCGUGGUAGUCUGUUUGUUCUUCUUUGUCUCUUUCGUCAAACCAAUUUUUAUUUUGUUGAAAGCAAAAACUGAAGCCUCUCUCUCUCUCUCUUUCUCUCUGUGUCCUCUGAUAUUAUUAUAGAUUUUUUAUUUGUUUUAUUUUAGUUUCAGAGACAAACCAUGACCAGCACCUCCGCCGCCGCUCGCAAGGCGCUGAGUAAGAUUGCUUGCAAUCGCCUUCAGAAGGAGCUUGUCGAAUGGCAGGUAAACCCUCCUACUGGUUUCAAACACAAAGUCACCGAUAAUCUGCAGAGGUGGGUUAUUGAAGUGAAUGGAGCUCAAGGGACUCUAUAUGCAAAUGAAACAUACCAACUUCAGGUUGAUUUUCCUGAGCAUUACCCUAUGGAAGCCCCUCAGGUUAUUUUUCUUCAUCCGGCUCCACUUCAUCCUCAUAUUUACAGCAAUGGCCAUAUUUGCUUGGAUAUCCUGUAUGAUUCAUGGUCUCCAGCCAUGACUGUUAGCUCUAUUUGUAUCAGCAUUCUCUCCAUGCUAUCAAGCUCAACUGCGAAGCAACGCCCUGAAGAUAAUGACCGCUAUGUUAAGAACUGUAGAAAUGGCCGAUCUCCUAAGGAGACCAGGUGGUGGUUCCACGAUGACAAAGUGUAAUCAGCAAGCAUCCUUCUCGCUCCAUUAGUGUUAUAACUAGGGUAGGUGGGUUCCGUUUACAAAGGAAAAUGAAAGCGAACGAUUAAAAAAAAAAAAAAAA
Pistacia vera is the source of this 769-nucleotide messenger RNA. Its product is annotated as probable ubiquitin-conjugating enzyme E2 16. The coding region runs from base 184 to 669 and encodes 161 amino acids. The record is from RefSeq and is a predicted model, not a curated record. The transcript is spliced from 6 exons. Lineage: Eukaryota; Viridiplantae; Streptophyta; Magnoliopsida; Sapindales; Anacardiaceae.